Anoplophora glabripennis (Asian longhorned beetle) is the source of this 1385-nucleotide messenger RNA. Its product is annotated as D-arabinitol dehydrogenase 1-like. The transcript has 7 exons. Gene Ontology annotation, molecular function: zinc ion binding; oxidoreductase activity. Lineage: Eukaryota; Metazoa; Arthropoda; Insecta; Coleoptera; Cerambycidae. Bases 221 to 1261 code for a protein of 346 amino acids. The record is from RefSeq and is a predicted model, not a curated record.
UGUGUACAAACAUAAUUUUUUACACGCGUCCAAAGCGCGAUAAAUGAACUGAACUUAAGGUCAACUAGUUAUCUCGCGAAUCUGCCGCAGAUAAACCAUUUCUUCCAUCUAGUUUUUACGAUAUAUAAGAUUGUGUCCGUGCAGGCUAGUUUAUUUGGUUCUAGGCUUUCGGCGGUACGUUUCCGCAUUUCUUUUUCAAUUUAUUGUUUGUUUGUUCGGGAUGGAAGCUAUCACUUUCACGGCGAAGACCAAAACGCUGGAGCUGAACACGGUGCCGGUGCCUAAAAUCACCGCCCCCGACCAAGUGCUCAUCAAAGUGGCUUACUCUGGAGUCUGCGGAACCGAUCUCCAUAUAAUCCAGGGAGAAUUUCCGUGUAAUCCGAAUAAAACAUUUACUUUAGGACAUGAAUUUUCCGGUAGGGUGGUAGAUGUCGGAUCUGAUGUGACAAUUGUCAAAACAGGAGACAAAGUGGCUGUCGAUCCAAACGAUGGGUGCCACCGCUGCAACUUCUGCCGCAACGGGAACCCCCACUACUGCCUGGUGGGAGGUAUCAACAACACCAUAGGCAUCUACAGAGACGGAGGAUGGGCUGAAUACGCCUUGGCACCUGUACGUCAAGUCCACAAGAUUCCUGAAGCCAUAACGCUUGAACAAGCCGCGUUGACGGAACCUCUGUCCUGUUUAUCCCAUGGUUGGGACAUCAUCAGCCCUGUCACUGUGGGAACGAAGAUCCUAGUCACAGGUGCCGGAAUCAUAGGGAACCUCUGGGUCUGUGCCCUCCACCUGCAAGGUCACAAGAACGUCACCGUGUCAGAGCCUAACACGACAAGGCUAAACAUGUUGAGGAAUCUGAAUACUGGUUACAACCUCAUAACUCCAGACCAGCUGAAGAAAAACCACCAAGACGACCCAGACUACCUAUUCGACCUCAUAAUUGACUGCAGUGGAUUUCCACCAGCCAUAGAAUACGCUGCAACCCUGCUACAGAGGGGUGGGAAGCUCUGCUGCUUCGGUAUUGCCCCACCGCAUGGAGAGAUAAAAAUCAGGCCGUUCGAAAUUUACAUGAAGGAGAUGAAAAUCUUCGGCGUGAACAUCAACCCGUUCUCUUUUCCCAAGUCCAUUGGCUUGCUAGAGGCCAUGGGUGAUAGAUACCUCAACUACAACAACUUGGGCAUCAAGACUUUUUCACUGAAUGAAUACAAAGAAGCGAUAGAAUUGCUGAAACAGGGAAAAAUUGCCAAAGUCAUAUUUAAGAUUUAAAAAAAAUUAAAAGAUAUUUUCAAUACUUUAGAUCAGAUCAUUAUGAUCCGUUUUUGUUGUCAUUAUUGUUUUAUAAACAUUUUUAUUCAUUUUAAAUAAAUGUACAAGAAAAUGUUUAUUUUCU